Molecule: messenger RNA, 8015 nt
Organism: Larimichthys crocea (large yellow croaker)
Lineage: Eukaryota; Metazoa; Chordata; Actinopteri; Sciaenidae
Product: eukaryotic translation initiation factor 4 gamma 3
Exons: 44
Coding region: 499-7140 (2213 amino acids)
Cellular component (GO): eukaryotic translation initiation factor 4F complex
Molecular function (GO): protein binding; translation initiation factor activity; mRNA binding
Source: RefSeq, a predicted model, not a curated record
UCGUGUGGUUGGAUAGUAGGUUAGUUGAUUAGCCGAACGAAUCCGUAACUGGCCGAGAAUUGCCGAAUCAUCUGUCCUGCCCGGACUGCUGGAAGCGGCCGCAACGCCAUGUUGGCGAAGUCUCUCAUCUCUGUGAGAAAAAAAAUGAUAGAAAACAUACUUGUCGAGAAGAAAAGGUGAAUCGCCGAGGGAGGUUGAAGAUCGUGGCGAUUAUUUAUUUUGAAAGAAACGAACCGAGCCGGAUCCGCAGAGGUUCCGGACGGGCGAGGGAGGCUAAACCUCCCACCGUCCCCAUGAAUAGCACCGCUGAUCCGAACAGCGACUUUCCAUGAAAAAAAAAGACAUUUGUGUUGCUAUUCGAGCUUCGUUAUCCCAGUUCGUUAAAGGGAUCUGGGGCCUGCUUCAAGAAUCUGCUACGCUUGCUCUAUGCAUGCAAGCUAGGCGUUGUUUGUAUCAGUAUUUAUUAAGGUAUUGUUUUUAUUUGUUGAUUUUUUUGCGAUGAGUUUGCCACCGAAAGUGGUCCCCAAACCCGCCGCUGUCGCAGUUAGCGGACCUGGAAGUGGACCCUCUCCGUCGAGCCAACUGCGGGCUACCCUGACCUCCGUGUCUCUGCCGCCGGGAGCCCCGACAGCUCCUCAGCCUGGCGCUGUACCACCACCUCAAAUCCCACGGGGUCAGCCAUCACUGGACGACCGAAUCUUCCCCACACAGCCUGGAGUCGCUGCAGUCUACAGCGUAUCCAGGCCUGCUGGCCCUCCUUUCACUGCUCACGACAUCACAAAGGGACACCCAAGCUUGGCGGGCACCCCGCCCGGUCAUGCCCACUCCCCGGCGCUCUCUCAGGUAUCAGUACCCACAGCUUCUCCAUAUCGCUACCCUAAGGGCUGGGAGGCAGGCGGAGGGUCUCCGUACAACCCUGGACAAAAUGCUGGUUCUGCCCCUCUAGUGUAUUCUCCCCAGACACAGCCAAUGAAUGCACAGCCACAAAGUCGCCCGUUUGCUACGGGCCCACGACCAACCCACCAUCAGGGAGGAUUCAGGCCCAUCCAGUUUUUCCAGAGGACUCAGAUGCAGACUGCGAGGCCCACCAUCCCUACAAACACACCCUCCAUACGGCCUGGAUCACAGACUCCCACAGCGGCUGUCUACCCCACUAACCAACCAAUCAUGAUGACCAUGGCACCCAUGCCUUUCCAUUCUCCACAGGCUGCACAGUACUACAUCCCACAGUAUCGCCACAGUACACCCUACGUGGGACCUCCUCAGCAGUAUUCUGUACAGCCUCCAGGGUCUGGCACCUUCUAUCCUGGUCCAGGGCCAGGGGAGUACCCUGCCCCAUAUCAUCCCCUCAGGUACCACCCACCUGUCUCACCCUCGGUUCCUGCUCCCGUUCCCACAGCUGGUCCACCCUACUACCCAGGACAGACUGUGUACCCCACCUCAACCCCCAUCAUAGUGCCUACACCACAGCAACCUCCACCAGCCAAGCGUGAGAAGAAAACAAUCCGUAUCCGUGACCCCAAUCAGGGUGGCAGGGAUAUCACAGAGGAGAUCAUGGCAGGGAGUUCAGGGAGCAGGAAUUCAACGCCUCCUGUCGGUCGCCCCUCCUCUACCCCUACGCCCCCACAGUUUUUAUGGCCGCACCCUCAUUAUCCUCACAUUUUCUACCUCAAAUCGCAGCCGCUGAGCAGCAGACAGACUCCAGAGCAGCAACAGCAACAACAGCCGCAACAGCAGCAGCCGCAGCAGCAGUCGCAGCCUCCUCAGCCACAGCAGGCCCAUCCUGGAGGCUACACGUUGGAGCCCCCACAGCCCCCACAGCCACCACAGCCCCAACAGCCCCAACAGCCACAGCAGCCACAGCAGCCACUGACAACUGGGGCUUCAGACACCAAACCAGGGCCAGAUGAUACGCCAAAACUGGAGCCAGUUGUCCAGAAGUCUUCCUCACCUGGGCUUGCGCAGCCUGAAGCCCCUGUGGAGAGACUUGAGGCCAACGCUCCUGUAACUGAGCCCUCUUCUACUGUUGAACCAGAGCUUCCCUUCCCUGUCUUAAUGACUGCCCCCGCCACUCUCCCACUUUCAGUGGCCAACAAAAGUGAGCGUCCCGCAGCCAGGGAGUCCACUGCUUCAGCCUCCUCUCCCUCCCCCUCGGUCGGGGAGCACAAACCCCCUGUGGCGCAACCUCAGACUCCCAACACAGACAAGCCUCUUUCAGACGCCCCACGAACUCUGGCUGCCUCGCCAGCACCGACUCCCAAGGCUUUGAAUGGCCUUGCAGACUCCGGGAUCGAGCUUGACGCCCCGGCUCACGAGCCUUCUCUUCUGUCCACAGCUGCACUCCAGCCCCAGGCCUCUGCUCCUGCUUACAGAGAUGCCUCCUCCACUGAAACUUUGCCCUCUGACAUGAGGCCAGAGGUGCCCAUUGCUGCUGCGCUCGCCCCUAUGGCACCUGUGGCUGUGGUGCCAGUCACCCUGACCUCAAGCCCCGCCCCAGCUUUGCCAGUUAUGCUCCCGCCUGGCCUUCCGCCUCUAGUGCAGGCCACAAUAGAGGCCGAUGAGCCUAGCAAGCCCUUAGACACUAAAGACCUCGUCCCCAGAGUGGGGACAGAGGCACACGGAGGCAUUACUGACAGCAAAACAGAGUCCCAGCAACAAGCACUCACCAGGAAGAGUCCCACUACAGUUUUUCCAGAGGACGCAGAUGCAGACUGCGAGGCCCACCAUCCCUACAAACACAACCCUCCAUACGGCCUGGCUGGCACAGUACUACAUCCCACAGAACUUUUGGCCUAUGCUCCUACGUACUACACGAGCCCCAUCUUAGAGACUAUCGGCUCCCCAAAACAACAGGAGUUGCACAAUGCUCAAAGAUCCUGGAGUUACCGUGCGUACCCCACAUAUCCCACAUUACACCCCUACGUGGGACCUCCUCAGCAGUAUUUGUACAGCCUCCAGGGUCUGGCACCUUCUAUCCUGGUCCAGGGCAGGGGAUACCCUGCCCCAAUCAUCCCCUCAGGUACCACCCACCUGUCUCACCCUCGGUUCCUGCUCCCGUUCCCACAGCUGGUCCACCCUACUACCCAGGACAGACUGUGUACCCCACUCAACCCCCAUCAUAGUGCCUACACCACAGCAACCUCCACCAGCCCAAGCGGUGGCAGGGAUAUCACAGAGGAGAUCAUGGCAGGGGUUCAGGGACAGGAAUUCAACGCCUCCUGUCGGUCGCCCCUCCUCUACCCCUACGCCCCACAGAUGAUACGCCAAAAACUGGAGCCAGUUGUCCAGAAGUCUUCCUCACACUGGCUUGCGCAGCCUGAAGCCCCUGUGGAGAGACUUGAGGCCAACGCUCCUUGGCCAACAAAAGUGAGCUCCGCAGCCAGGAUCCACUGCUUCAGCCUCCUCUCCCUCCCCCUCGGUCGGGAGCACAAACCCCCUGUGGCCAACCUCACUCCCAACACACAACCUCUUUCAACCCCCAAACUCUGGCUCCUCCAGCACCACUCCAAGGCUUUGAAUGGCCUUGCAGGCUCCGGGAUCGAGCUUGACGCCCCGGCAGAGGUGCCCAUUGCUGCUGCGCUCGCCCCUAUGGCACCUGUGGCUGUGGUGCCAGUCACCCUGACCUCAAGCCCCGCCCCAGCUUUGCCAGUUAUGCUCCCGCCUGGCCUUCCGCCUCUAGUGCAGGCCACAAUAGAGGCCGAUGAGCCGAGCAAGCCCUUAGACACUAAAAACCUCGUCCCCAGAGUGGGGACAGAGGCACACGGAGGCAUUACUGACAGCAAAACAGAGUCCCAGCAACAAGCACUCACCAGGAAGAGUCCCACUACAGUAAAUCAGACUGCUUCUGCUAUACCAAAGACCUGGAGGAAACCAAAUGAAGGGAUCUCUGCUGGAGACACACCUCAAAAGGAGGACGAGGACGAGCCCAGGCCAGUGGUGGAUCAGCCUGCUGGAGACCAGACCCCGCAGUCAGUUUCUCUCAGCAGCAGCCCGGUGCCCUUACUACCGCCAGUCUUCACCUCCACCCCUGCUCCAGCUCUCGCUGGCAGCCCAGAGGCUGAUGGAAAGCCUGUCAUCCCAGAGGAGAACGGUGAGAUGGAGCCCAUGAGGAACGGGGCAGGCCACACCUCGGAGACAGAGAGCAGCGACAGUGGGGCCACCCACGGAGACAAGGAGAACUCCACCGGUGCACCGCAGGACAUGGAAGACCUGGCUGAUUCCAGUGGGAAGCGUCAGUAUGACAGGGACUUCCUGUUGGGCUUCCAGUUCAUGCCCGCCUGCAUACAGAAGCCUGAGGGGCUCCCACCCAUCAGUGAUGUGGUGUUGGACAAGAUGAACCAAAACAAGUUGCCAUCUCGAGUGGUUGAUUCCAGAGCGAUUUCCAGAGGACCUGAUUUCACACCUGCUUUCGCAGAUUUUGGCAGGCAGAUGACUGGAGGACGAGGCGCUGCACUCAUGAACACUGGGCAACGGCGGCCUCCACCUAGGAAGAUUAUCAUGAACGUGUCGGUGAAUGAUGAGAUUCAGCUGAAAAAAUCUGAGAACGCCUGGAAACCUGGCAUGAAGAGGGAAGGCCAUGUAGACGAUCCCGAGAUACAAAAAACACAGGAGCUCUUCAGGAAGGUACGCAGCAUCCUGAACAAGCUGACUCCUCAGAAGUUCAACCAGCUGAUGAAGCAGGUGACGGACCUGACCAUCGAUACAGAAGAGAGGCUCAAAGGGGUCAUCGAUCUGGUCUUCGAGAAGGCCAUCGACGAGCCCAGCUUCUCCGUGGCCUACGGAAACAUGUGCCGCUGCCUCGCCACGCUCAAAGUGCCCAUGACAGACAAACCUAACACCACAGUGAACUUUCGCAAGCUGCUGCUAAACCGCUGCCAGAAAGAGUUCGAGAAAGACAAGGUGGACGAUGUGGUGUUCGAGAGGAAGCAGAAAGAGCUGGACUCUGCUGCAUCGGCGACGGAGCGUGAGAGGCUUCAGGAAGAGCUGGAGGACGCCAAGGACAAGGCCCGGCGGCGUUCCAUUGGCAACAUCAAGUUCAUUGGCGAGCUCUUCAAGCUCAAGAUGUUGACGGAGGCCAUCAUGCAUGACUGUGUUGUGAAGCUGCUGAAGAACCACGACGAGGAGUCUUUGGAGUGCCUGUGCAGGCUGCUCACCACCAUUGGCAAGGACCUCGACUUUGAGAAAGCCAAGCCUCGGAUGGAUCAGUAUUUCAAUCAGAUGGAAAAAAUCGUCAAGGAAAGGAAGACGUCAUCUCGGAUACGGUUUAUGUUACAGGACAUUAUCGACCUGAGAUUGCACAACUGGGUGUCCAGGAGAGCCGACCAGGGCCCAAAAACCAUCGAGCAGAUCCACAAGGAGGCGAAGAUUGAAGAGCAGGAGGAGCAGAGAAAAGUGCACCAGCAGCUGCUCUCCAAGGACAGCAAGAGACGGCCAGAUGCAAGGGAUCAAAGAGAUCAGAGAGAUCAGCGUGUGCAGAGAGAAGAGACCUGGAACACUGUGCCCAUGACCAAGAACAGCAGGACCAUCGACCCCACUAAGAUCCCAAAGAUCUCCAAGCCUCAAAUGGAUGAGAAGAUCCAGUUGGGCCCCCGGGCUCAAGUCACGUGGGUGAAAGGCAGCAGCGGAGGAGCCAAGGCCAGUGACUCAGAAUUAUCAAGAACAGCCGGCCUGAAUCGUUACUCUGCGCUGCAGUCUACGCCUUCACCUCAACCCUCCACCACUCCCCCACAGAACCCAGAAUUUGACUCAAGGAGAACUCUGGCAAGUCGUAGCAGUACAGGGAGGGAACGCAGCGAGAAGCCAUUGAUCUCCGCCCCUCCAUCGUCACGGCCCGGGCCAUUCAUCAGAGGAAGCAGUUCGAAGGAGCUGCUGGAGGGUCCGAUUCCAGAUGAGCCAAGAAGAGACCGGGAGCGAGAGGGAGCCGAGCCCCGGCGACAGAGUGUCACCGAGGACAAAACAGAGCUAGAACGCAGCAGAGUCAGGGAGCCUGUGAAACCUGAGCCAGUGGUCGAGACCCCAGACAGACCUGCUCGAUCUGAGGAGGAGAUAGAGAGGAAGUCAAAGUCUAUCAUCGACGAGUUCCUGCACAUAAAUGACUACAAGGAGGCCAUUCAGUGCGUGGACGAGCUCGAGUUGGGCUCUCAGCUGAACAUCUUUGUGCGCGUCGGGGUGGAGUCGACUCUGGAGCGCAGUCAGAUAACACGGGACCACAUGGGCCAGCUCCUUUUCCAGCUGGUGCAGCAGGGACUCCUGCCCAAGCCCCAGUUCUACAAAGGCUUUGCAGACACGCUGGAGCAAGCAGACGACAUGGCCAUCGACAUUCCCCACAUCUGGCUGUAUCUGGCCGAGCUGCUCAGCCCUGUACUGAGGGAAGGGGGCUUCUCUAUGAGAGAGCUCUUUAGUGAAUUAAGCAAACCUUUGCUUCCUGUGGGAAGAGCCGGGAUCUUAAUUUCUGAAAUACUGCACAUACUAUGCAAACAAAUGAGCCAUAGGACUUUGAGUUCUUUGUGGAGGGAAUCUGGCCUCAACUGGACCGACUUCCUGCCCGAGGGAGAGGAUGUCCAGGCUUUCAUCUCACAACAGAAACUCCAGUUCGUCCUGUCGGACGGCUCCAGCCCUGAGGUAGCUCUGUCUAAAAGGAUCUUGUCUCCUGAGGAGCUGAGCCAGCAGCUGGAGAAACUCCUCCUGGAGGACAUGGCCAGUGAUGAGCAGAUCUUUGACUGGGUAGAGGCAAACCUAGAUGAAUCUCAGAUGAGCUCGUCUCCCUUCCUGAGGGCUUUGAUGACAGCUGUGUGUAAGGCAGCAGUGAAAGAUGACAACACCAACUGUCGAGUGGACAAGGCCAUCAUCCAGAGGAGAUUGCCUGUAUUACUCAAGUACCUUAACUCAGACACUGAGCGACAGCUGCAAGCACUUUAUGCACUUCAGGCGCUGAUCGUCGCCCUCGAUCAGCCUCCGAACCUCCUCCGGAUGUUCUUUGACUGUCUGUAUGAUGAGGACGUCAUCUCGGAGGACGCUUUCUAUAAGUGGGAGAUGAGCAAAGACCCUGCCGAGCAGCAUGGUAAGGGUGUGGCCCUCAAGUCUGUUACGGCCUUCUUCACCUGGCUGCGGGAGGCGGAGGAGGAGUCGGAAGAUAAUUGAUGAGGGAGACACCCGGGGACAUGACGUAGUAGAACUGCAUCCUUACAGCAGAACAAACAUUCAAAAUGGGUGUAUGGGCAGGACGACAUGUUUACGGCUGGAAUUUUUUUCUGCGGUACGGUUCUGAAACAUGCCGCCAUUUUGAGUUUGGAUUCCAACGGCGGAAGCACUAAAUACCUGUAUUAUACAUAGAAAAUAUUUUUGUUUUAAAUUUUAACUUACUUUUCUUUUGUUACUUUUUAAGAAGAGACUUAAAAGAUACAUAGGUUCCGGACUCUUUAAUUUAUUAUUUUUUUAAGGACUGCAAAUAUGAAAGUUAUUUAACAUUUGCAGAUGCUCACAAAUGAGAACAUGACAACAGAAAUAACAAUAUAAUUAAUUAUAAUAACAAAAUAAUAAUUGUGAAAUAAUGGCCUCCCUGGAUUCCACACUGUUUGGUUUAAAACAGGGUAAAACAAAAUUAUUUUGGGAUGAAGGGGAAGCAGAGAUAAAAAAAAAAUAAAUAAAAAAAAAAGAGGAGUGGAUGCACAGAAGUUAUUAACGUUGUCCGUGUAUGACGUUUGAGGUCAAAGGUUAUCUCCUAAAUAACCAGGAAGUGUUUCCCUCAGCCUUGGCUUGCUCUACGUUGAUAUGUACAUACACCUCAUGAAGAGGUAGAGGUAUGCAUUCAAGAAGCGAUGCAAGUCAGUCCACAGAACUGGCAAAACAAACGCAGACGAACAAACCGGUUACAUUCGAAUGAAACGAGCAAAAAUGCAACUUUAAAAAGCAAAUGGCCAGGUUCGCUGAACAUGAAAUGCUUGUAAUACUUCAGACCUACAGAGCAGAUUAAAGCUUGUAAAUACAUUAAAGACAAAAAAGGUAUUUAAAAAAAA